AUGUUAAUUCGAUCUGUUACAUUUGCAGCUACAGCGGUUACAGCAUUCCUUGGUUUAGUUGAGGGGAAGCUAGUUCACGUGAACGACCGUAACUUUACUGAUGUUGUAAUCAAUUCUGGGAAACCAACACUCGUUGACUUUUACGCUGAUUGGUGUCGUCAUUGCGCCAAAUUGAUGCCUACAAUUGAGAAAGUGGCUGCUCUUUAUGAUGGAGAUGAUAGCAUUCAGUUUGUUAAGGUGAAUGGGGACAAGGACGGUAAGGUCGCCGCUAGGAAAUAUGUUGAUAUAGGAUAUCCCACCGUAAAGUUCUUCUUUGGAAAGAAAAUGGAUCCUGUGGAAUUUGAUGGAUCUCGUGAUGCAGAGUCGCUUAACAAUUUUGUUCAAUUGAUUCUUAAGACUAGAGUUAAAAAUAUUGAUAUUGUUGAUCCCAAGUUGUAUCAAUCAACUGCAACAAAGGUGGAUGAUGUAACAUUUGAUUCUCAUAUCAAUGGAUCGAAGGACAGCAUUGUAUUAUUUACUGAGAGUGGUUCAACUUCAGACUCUUUAUUCCAAGAUGUAUGGGAAAAAGUGAUUACCGCAUAUGCCAAUGAAAAUGAUGUUCAAUUUCUUUUGGUCAACAUUAAGGAUGAAAUGUCCAGUGGUAUUGUGGAUAGGUUUAAAGAUGUUAUAAGCUCAUAUGGAGAGCCAACAGUUUUGGUAUUUAAGAAGACCGAUACUGAAUCUCCCAAAGUAUAUUCAGGUAAGAAAAAGGAUGCAGCUUUCGUUAUAAAUUUCAUUAAUGGGUCAUUGCUGUUAUUUCGACUUCCCAACGGCAGACUCAGGAACAAAGCUGGAAGACUUUUAAAUUACGAACCAGUUAUCAAGAAAUUGAUUAUCAACGUCGACAAGGUUUCUGAAAAGGAAGCUUAUGAAAAAUUUGUCAAGGACUUAGCAGAUUCUCCUAUAGGAAGUCUGGAUGACUUGUCUAUGUUGGAAUACUACGAUAAGGUUAUUGCUGCCAUUCUAGAGGGGAGGAAAUCGCAUUAUGAGAACGAGUUGAAGAGAAUAAGUACCAUAUUAGACACUGAUGUGGCUCAUAUUAAUGCAAAGAGUUUAGAUUCUUUUGAGAAACGGUAUAAUAUAUUGAAAGCGAUCUUUGGGUAA
This is a messenger RNA of Lizanozyma spartinae, 1143 nucleotides long. RefSeq lists its product as uncharacterized. Lineage: Eukaryota; Fungi; Ascomycota; Pichiomycetes; Serinales; Debaryomycetaceae. The record is from RefSeq and is a predicted model, not a curated record. Gene Ontology annotation, biological process: protein folding. Gene Ontology annotation, molecular function: protein disulfide isomerase activity. The transcript has a single exon. Gene Ontology annotation, cellular component: endoplasmic reticulum. The coding region runs from base 1 to 1143 and encodes 380 amino acids.